This is a messenger RNA of Salmo salar (Atlantic salmon), 1958 nucleotides long. NCBI's taxonomy places the organism in Eukaryota, Metazoa, Chordata, Actinopteri, Salmoniformes, Salmonidae. The record is from RefSeq and is a predicted model, not a curated record.
UGGUGCGUAGAACGCCUUAGAGCCGGUGAUGAAGGAGCAUGGCCUGGUCCUUCCUGAUGACCUGGUCUUCAUCAAGGAGCAGAUUGCUGGACCACAGAACACUGUCCUUCUCAGCCAGGGAGUAAAUCAGCCAGCCAGUGAGCCGUGGCCAUAUAAGGGCCGAAGCCAGAGGAAGUCCUUCCUCUAUGAGAUUGUGGCCAACAAAAGGAAUGGCAUCGAUGUGGACAAGUGGGACUACUUAGCCAGGGACUGCUUCCACCUGGGUAUCCAAAAUAACUUUGACUACCGUCGCUUUCUCAAGUUUGCCCGUGUGUGUGAGGUGGACGGGAAGAAGCAGAUCUGCACCCGAGACAAGGAAGUGGGUAAUCUGUAUGACAUGUUCCACACACGCAACUGCCUGCAUAGAAGAGCCUACCAGCACAAGGUGGGCAACAUCAUAGAGACAAUGAUCACAGAGGCCUUUAUCAAGGCGAACCCCCACAUCCAGAUUCAAGGUUCAGGGGGAAAGAUGUUCACCAUCUCCGCAGCAAUAGACGACAUGGAGGCCUACACUAAACUCACUGACAAUAUGUUUGAGCAGAUUCUGUACUCGUCGUCCUCUAAGCUGGCUGAGGCCAGAGAGAUCCUUCAAAACAUCACCUGCAGACGCCUCUACAAGUGUGUGGGACAGACCCAGACUGAGGUGCGCGUGGAGGUUUCACAGAAAAAGCUCCUGGAGUGGGCAGGCUGUGUGGCGAGGUCCAGGCCUCGGAAUGACCUUAAACAUGUUACUCUGCAGCCAGAGGACUUUGUUGUCCAUAUCAUCAACAUGGACUGGGGUAUGAAGGAGAAGAACCCCAUCAACAACAUGCGUUUCUACUGUAAGAACGACCCAACCAAAGCUUACCAGAUCAGCAAGGACCAGGUGUCCAAGCUGCUGCCAGAAAGGUUUGCUGAGCAGCUUAUCAGGGUCUACUGUAAGAAGACUGAUGAGAGGACCAUGGAGGCAGCUAAGAAGAACUUUGCCCAGUGGUGUAUGGAUAUGAACUUCUCCAAACCUCAGGAUGGAGAUGUGAUUACACCAGAGGUCACCUAGGACCAGGGGUUGGUGACCACCACCUCAAGAAAAUGAGUCAGGCUUUCAGAAGAAGUCUCUUUACUCAGGGUUCUGUUCACUCUGAUUCAGUUUUCCAGGGAUUAGAUCAUGUAGUCUUUCUUUUAUUUACUUUUGAUGUUUUAUUUCAAGCGUACAUUUUAGGUUUGGUUAUCUUAACGUUAUGCUAUUUCAUGGUAAGAGAAGUGUAGGAGUAUGUGAGUAUACAUACCUGUUCUCCCAGGCUAUGCAUGUUGACGUGCCACUAUCACACAUGGCUCUUUCAGAUAGCCAAGCAACGACUUUUACAUAUUUAUCCAUCCUGGUGGAAGUUACUCUUUGGACAAUCAUGCUUUACCUUGUAAUACUCCCAAAGCUGAAUGGGAACUUAUCCUUGGUGUUAUAUUGAUCAACAUGCAAACAAACAGGUAACCGUUGUUUGUGUUUCAGGGCAUUGUCUUUCUUUUAUGCAUGGUUUCUACGCUGUUUUAGUUGUUAUAUACCCAGCUACCAUAGUUAGCCUGGUCAUGCAUAUCUACAGUAUCUAGACUAAAGUAGGAGUUGGCUAAGCACAUACAGAUCAAAGAUCAGGGUACAAUGUAGCUUAAUUAUCUUCCGAAAAGACACCACUUUAACUGACAAACAAUGUUAAGUUAUCAUAUUAUCUUUGUUUUCAUCCAUGUACCCUACUGAGGCAAGCAGCUAUCUGUCUAGUGUUUGGUAUCAUUUGGGAGUCUCGUUAUCUUCAUUUAAACAACAUGAACACAAUGUUUACCCUAAAGUCUGCCUCGAUGAGCCCACAGCUGUUGAUCAGACAGACAUGUUUGUUGAUUUAAGUUAUGCACUUUGUUUUAAAUAAAUAAUAUAAUUUUGAAUGAAAGACUAA